Gigantopelta aegis is the source of this 6332-nucleotide messenger RNA. Its product is annotated as nuclear pore complex protein Nup153-like. The record is from RefSeq and is a predicted model, not a curated record. Gene Ontology annotation, cellular component: nuclear pore. Lineage: Eukaryota; Metazoa; Mollusca; Gastropoda; Neomphalida; Peltospiridae. Gene Ontology annotation, molecular function: structural constituent of nuclear pore. Bases 111 to 5156 code for a protein of 1681 amino acids. Gene Ontology annotation, biological process: RNA export from nucleus; protein import into nucleus. The transcript is spliced from 27 exons.
UUUAGUGAGAAACUGAGUCGGACACUUUAUGGAAAAUAUUAGUCUGUUUAACGUAUAGUAAGAUAAUUAAUAAAUGUUACUGACUGUAAAUAUUGAAUAAAACAAUUAGUAUGGCCUCUGAAGGCGGAGGCAAAAUAAAAGCCAAACGAAGUGGGUCGUCUUCAAAGCCUUACGAAAGACGAAAGUCAUUGUUGGGGAAAGUGAAAGAUACUGUUAAAGACCUGUUGGCACCUUCAUGGCUAACAGAUUUUAUGUCCACUGGCUCGAGGAAAAAUUCAAAAGAAUCUAAAGAUGCGAGGGAGACAACAGCUUUACUGGAAACUGAAGAGGAUGUUUCAGGCCCAUAUAUGCCAGCAGUACAGCCAAACUCCAUCCUACCAUCUGCAUCGAGUGAGAGAUCCUCUCCCACCAGGUUAUUUGUGCCGUCCAGUACAACUAGAUCAGUACAGAAUCCUAUCGGCUCUUCCAGAGAACAGUUUUCUCAGUUACCCUCCCCAGGUCAUGGGGACCCAACAUUGUUUGCAGGUAGCAUGUCUGAAAGAGCUACAUCUUGUACAGAAAGUAGCUUUUCAUCAGCAUUACCUUACACCGAUAGAAUUCAUCCGGACACCAUGAUGCUAAAUGAGUCUGCACAAAGGUUGGAAGACAGAAUUCAACUGCCAACUGUGCCAGGUCUUGGAAUACAGUCAUCUGCAUCAGUUGGAAUGCGGUCCUCAAAUGUUCCUGCUGUUGAAAGGCAGUUGUCAGGAACCUCUGCCGUAACUGAGCCUGUUGCAUCAGGCGUUGUGCUCGACGAGAAAGGACGACGUGAAAGAAAUGAAAGUGGUGGUGGUGUAUUUCAAAAACGUGGUAGGCUGUUUUCAGAAAGUGGUGGUUCCACUGAUCCACCGAUGACAUGGUCAACACAGAGUCGACGACAAGGAAAACACGCUACACCAGCUGUGAGAGAUCGACCAGCAUUCAACAGUUCUCUGUUUGGAUCACCACUGAGCACUUCAAUUCUUGGAGAGCCUAUUCAUGAAUCAUCGUUUUACAGUGGAAAAACUACAUACGGUGGUGCAUCGGCAUACAGGAGGAGUCGCGGGAAUUUAACGGAACCAUAUCGGAAUGUGCUGCCGAUCCGAAAGGUUCACAACAGUUCUUUCACGUCGGGAGCUAUCACUGGAUCCACAUCUCGGAGGAUUUUGGAAACACUGGAAAAGAUGUCUACAUCUUUAUCAGAUACGAAAAAGAUACCUUCGGAUCAGUCAUCUAUGGUUGAUUCUGUUCUGUCUUUUACGCCUGGCAGUUAUCAGAGACAGUCUCGGAGAAUGAAUCUUCUGUCUGCCAGUUUACCUCAUCGGCCCUUGGAGAUGCCUUCCAGGGCACCGCCUACUAAUCAGCUACAAACUCCCUUCCUUGCGUCUAUUGCAAGAAACCGCCAGCCAAAAUCUUCAACAAUGUCGAGAAUUCCAAAGGAAAAAGAAGCAGAAAAAACACAGACACAAAGGCCAGAAAUGAGGUCACCUCACACUGAUACUUUGUCUCACACUGACACUUUGUCUGUGGAUGACUUGCCAGGCAGUGGGGGUUUUAGUGGGAAAAUGAAAAGGAACAAAAGCUAUAGUCAGCAUAUCUCCAAGCGACAGCAUGAAGAAGAUGAUGAUGAUGAAAUUAUGGAGGUGCCAAAUUUACAAACUGAUGUUACUCUGAAACUUGGAAGCAUGCCCAAAUUUGAAUUUGGUAAUUCUCCUCAAGUAAGCAUGGCAAUAAAGUCUCCGGCAGUUAACCCCCCAGUAAAGGUGACAUCACAAGGUGGUGGAAGAAGCAGUUUUUCAACAGCACCAGGGUCGCACAAUAAACUAGAGUUCACCUUUUCUACACCGAUCGUAAAACCCUGCCCUCAACAGAGUUUGGAGAGUUCUCAACACAAAUUGGGUUUCACGUUCAGUUCACCCAUCAAAGUAGAUGAGAAUAAAUUGCAAGAAGCCAACACCGACAAGAGAAGGAAUGUAUCUGAAAACACUUCAUCUACCAAAUCAGCAUUUGGAGCAUCAACUAAACAGAAAUCAACAAUGGGAAAUGGUGGUUUUGGAAUAGCCAACGAACUGAAGGAGGGGAGUGUUAUGGACAUUCUUGGCAAAACCAACCUUCCAGCUACCAGUGUGUUUAAAUUUGGAAAUGAACUGAAAAAUGACAGUAUUGUAGACCAUUCACCAAGAUUUGGUGUAAAGUCAACUGAGAAACAUUUUGGUGAUAAGAACGAGAGAGACAUGUUUAAGCCUGCUUCUACGUUAAAAACUGGCAGUGUUAUGGACAUUCUUGGAAAAACAUCAGAUAGUAAUAAAAAAACGGAAAGGGUAGAGGAAAAAAGUGUAAUGGAUGUUCUUUCAAAAGAAGACAAAAGCACUGAAAAAUUGAUGGAAAAGUUUAAGAAUCCCCCUGGAUCAUGGGAGUGUGAUACGUGUAUGGUUCAGAACAAGCCUGAGGUGGACAAGUGCGUAGCUUGUCAGUCAAACAGAAAAAGAAAAGAAGACAAAAGUACUGAUAAAUUGCUGGAAAAGUUUAAGAAUCCCCCUGGAUCAUGGGAGUGUGAUACGUGUAUGGUUCAGAACAAUCCUGAGGUGGACAAGUGCGUAGCUUGUCAGUCUAAGAGAAAAAGAAAAGAAGACAAAAGCACUGAUAAAUUGCUGGAAAAGUUUAAGAAUCCCCCUGGAUCGUGGGAGUGUGAUAUGUGUAUGGUUCAGAACAAGCCUGAGGUGGACAAGUGCGUAGCUUGUCAGUCAAGCAGAAAAAGAAAAGCAAAUUCAUUACCCAAAGGAAAUCUCGCAAAAUUUGCUAAGCCAGCAGGUGCUUGGGAGUGUGACGUGUGUAUGAUUCAGAACAAAGCCGAGGCCAGCAAAUGUGUGGCAUGUACAGCUGCAAAGCCAGGUGCUAAAGCUGCAUCCCCUAGAGAUUUGGGAAAUACAUCGACCAGGCAGGCUUUUGAUUCCAAGCCAGCAGAGAACUGGAAGUGUAAUACGUGUUUUGUGAUGAACAAAGCGAAAUCCACAAAGUGUGUGGCUUGUGAUGUUUCGCGGUUGUGUUGGGUGCCCGCAGAUUUUGACUUGAAACCUGGCAGUUCUGUAGGCUCAUUAUCAAAAACUGGUGGCAUUAAAUUAGUUUCCGAAGAUGCAGUUCGUAACUUUAUUUUUAAAAGUAGCACAUCUUCUGAACCAGCCACUACAGGUUUUAAGAUAAAUUUUGGUGGAAAAGCUGAGAAUACCAACGCGCAAACGUCUGAACCCAGUGUUGUGGGUUCUUCAAACACGGGGACGAUUUUCUCGGGAGGAUUCAAGUUCGAGGGUGCAAACGACAUUCUGAAGAAACCUGUUCCAGAAAGUGGACAGCCAUCAGGCGGAUUCACGUUCGGUGGAGUGAGAAGCAGGACAGAUGACGCUGCGAAACAGGGAGGCUUUAUUAAUUUUGGUGCUGCAGAUGCAAAGACAUGUAGUGCAGGCAGUGUGAUGCCCACGGACCAGGGCAAGACGAAACCGGGAGGUUUCAGUUUGGGUUCCACAGUUUCACAGACACCUGUAGUAGUUGAAAUAAAACACAGUGGCUUUACAUUCGGUGGUAGCCAGACACCUGUAUUGAACGAAGGCGGCACAAAAUGUGGUAGUGUUAGUUUAGGUACACCUCUGACAUCACAGACAAUCAAAGAUAAGACGACGACAUUAUCGGGUGGCACGAGUCUGACUAGCUCAGUGGAGAAAGUGAAAGAAGGUGAAAAAAGCUCCACAUUGACACCGCAAGGUAGCUUUUUAUUUGGUUCCAAGACAAACUUUAAUGGUGAUUCCACAACAAAAUCAAGCUUUGGAGGUGGGUUUUCUUUUGGUUCUGCAGCCCAGGGAGUAGCCAACAGUGGUGUCCUGUCAGUGAAUAAGUUUCCAGAUUCAUCCGGCAGUGUUUCCAAUGUGAAAACCACUGCAACUAGUGAAAUAUCAUCACCAUCUACACAAGAGAAAAAAAGUGAAAAUGUAGAUGCAACAAAUCAGAACUUUAAUUUUGUUGGUGAAGCAAACAAAGCAGGGUCAACAGGCCAAGUAACCAGUUCAAUAUUUGCGUUUGGACAGCCUGUGACAAAUGUCAACACAGCCUCAUCAAAGGCCGUGUUUGGUGCUACAGUUGUCCCGUUUAACUUUGGACAGCCGGCUGUUAUGAAGGUAGACAACGCUGUUGGACAGAGUGCUACUUCAUUAGGUGGACCGGGAUUCGGAGCACCCGCUCAGUCCAGCAGUGCAAAACGAAGAACAGAUGAAGAAUUUGGGGCAACUGAGGCCAAGAAAAAGCAAUUCUCUUUUGGUGUAUCAACCGUUCCGGGAACAUUUAACUUCGGUGGUACGCCGGCCUCCACUAAUGGCCCCAGUGCACCCUUUUUCUUUGGAGCGGCAUCUAAUGAUUCAAAAGACCAGAAACCAACUGCCUCAAGCGGUAGUGCGUUUGGCUCUUUUGGCUCGGCUGCCACGAGCGCUUCAGCCUCUCUCUUCAAAGUUGGUUCAUCCCAGAAUUCUACACCGUUUAGCAAUCGUGGAUUAGUGUCAUCGUUUGGAAACGGCACGACUGGUCCAGGAACUCUGGCAUUCGGUGCAUCGGCCCCUCAAACAGCUGCUACAACUCCAUUUAGUAUCGCCAGCAAUGCCGCCCCUUCGUCUUUUGGCUCAUCAUUUGAAAAUGGACCGACCGGUGCAGGAACGCUGGCCUCCGGGGCUUCAUCGUCUUUUGGGGUGUUUGGAUCUUCCGUACCGACCUUUGGGUCAGCAAGUGCAACUACUCCUACGUUUGUGGCUCCAUCACAAGGAGCCCAGUUCGGGGCAACUCCAGCAUUUGGAGCCUCUUCAACACAGCCAAAUACGGGUGGAUUCCAGUUUAAUGCAGUGUCCAAUACGAAUUUCAGUGGGAAUACAAGUGGACCAUUGCUCCAGUUUACUGGUAGUAAACCGACGGAGAGCCCAGCUGGAGUGCCUGUCCAGGGCUCGGGGUCAUCUGGGUUUGUCUUCCCCUCCCAGCCACAGGCCGCGUCUCCGGCGCCAGCCUUCAACAUGCCACAACCAAGCAGUUUCACUGGCAGUUCAGUGGGAGCAUUCACCAUGGGUGAGGAAAAAAUAAAGAAGUUUGUCCGAAAACUAAAGAAAUGAAGGUGCUUGGAAUGUUGACUGAGGCGUAUUAACAUACUGAUGAUGUCGACAACAGCAGAGACCUUCAUUGAAUCAAAAUCUCAUGUUGCACUCACUUCUCGUAACUUAGCAAUAACAAUAAUUAUGACCAUUUAGUUAUUGCUUUAAACAACAAUGUGGAGUCUUUCAACUAAGUACUGAAGAUCAUUAUUCUGCAAAGAAUAUAAACAAUUAAGAAUCUUGAAACAGGCUUUUUGUGAAAGACCAAAUAGGUGAUCAUGAAGGUAACCUGUUAACAAAACACCCUGCUCAACCCCUGCAAUUAAGAAAAUGUCCACAACAAAAAAACAUGCCAUUAAAAAACCCUGAAUAUAUUCCAUGGCAAUUAAGUGACGUGGAGAAUUAAAAACUCCACAGCAAUCUCUACGACAUUGCCGAUUGCCGUGGGCAAUUACAGGGGUUGCUACUAAUGUAAAGGAUAAGUAAUAUUGCAAUUAGAUUUAAUAUUUUCGUCACAUUUUUCAUACAUCUCAGUUACAAUGGUUGUCUUUCUGGGGUUUUUUUCUUCUUCUUUUUUUUUGUGUGUGGAUUCUUUGUAAUAUAUUUUGUGGGUUUUUUUGUACAAUUUUAGAUAUACAAUAAAUGUUACAUAUGAGGUCUUUCACAGUUAACAUUUCAGGAGUGUACAAACAAAACUAUUUUAAGGGUAGAAUAGGGUAGAAUACCCUUUCAAAAUUGUGAAUGGCUCCUAAAGGAAUUUCACUAGAGGUAUUUUUAGCAAGAACUAAAUAAACGAGUGAAAAAAGUAUGUUCUGGAGAUUGACUGUCGCAUAAAAGUCUGUUUGCUUUAUUUGUUGUGAAUGCUUUCCAUUUAUUUUAGUAGCUUCAGUGUUCACAAUAAACUAAAUAGUGAUUCUGCAUAUUCAUCUGGGGCUUGUAACUCGAAGCAGUCAUAAAUAUGUUGGUGUUACAUGUUAGCCAUGACAGCGACAGCACUUUGACAAUUGUAGGAAGAAAAUAGUAUAAUCCGAAACACACAUAGCUAUGGCAUAUUUUACAGUGUGGCAGCACCAUUUGGCUCCUCUGUCUGUGUCUUUCCCAAUCUCAGGGGCGGGAUGUAGUCCAGUGGUAGUGUUCGCUUGAUGCGCGGUCGGUCCGGGAUCGAUCCCCGUCAGUGAGCAUAUUGGGCUAUUUCUU